Molecule: messenger RNA, 2611 nt
Organism: Glycine soja
Lineage: Eukaryota; Viridiplantae; Streptophyta; Magnoliopsida; Fabales; Fabaceae
Product: pentatricopeptide repeat-containing protein At1g50270
Exons: 3
Coding region: 44-1726 (560 amino acids)
Biological process (GO): RNA modification
Molecular function (GO): protein binding; RNA binding
Source: RefSeq, a predicted model, not a curated record
GGUGAAGUAACCAAACCAUUGUCGUUCUCGCGCGCCAAAUGCUAUGCUAGCUUUACCUCGGUGGAGCAACACCCUUGUCUCCCUAUUCAAGAAACACCAAACAUUGGAACAAUGCAAGCAGAUUCAAUCCAUCAUCGUCACUUCCGGUCUCUAUUCAACACAAGACAACAACACUCUUUUCCUCACCAAACUCCUCCAAUGUGUCCCAUUUUCUCAAAAUCAAAAUACAUGUCUCUUGCUUCUCUUCGACACCAUCAACACUCCCAACACUCGCCUCUUAAACAAAAUGAUCGCAGCCUGCUCCCACCCCCACAUUUCCCUUCUAUGCUACGCCAAACUGCGACAAAAGGGCGUGCAACCAGACAAACACACCUUCCCUUUGCUUCUCAAGACAUUCUCCAAGUCCAUUGCCCAAAACCCUUUUAUGAUUUAUGCUCAAAUUUUCAAACUUGGGUUUGAUCUUGAUCUUUUCAUUGGCAAUGCCCUGAUUCCGGCUUUUGCGAAUUCUGGGUUUGUGGAAAGUGCACGCCAAGUGUUUGAUGAAAGUCCCUUCCAGGACACUGUUGCUUGGACCGCAUUAAUCAAUGGGUAUGUUAAAAACGAUUGUCCUGGCGAGGCACUCAAGUGUUUUGUGAAGAUGAGAUUGAGGGACAGGAGUGUUGAUGCGGUCACUGUUGCUAGCAUUUUACGUGCUGCUGCUUUGGUGGGAGAUGCUGAUUUCGGAAGGUGGGUUCAUGGGUUUUAUGUGGAAGCGGGGAGAGUGCAAUUGGAUGGUUAUGUUUUUAGUGCUCUUAUGGAUAUGUAUUUCAAGUGUGGUCAUUGUGAAGAUGCCUGCAAGGUGUUUAAUGAGUUGCCUCACAGAGAUGUAGUGUGUUGGACCGUGCUUGUAGCUGGUUAUGUGCAAAGUAACAAGUUCCAAGAUGCACUUCGUGCCUUCUGGGACAUGCUAUCGGACAAUGUUGCACCCAAUGAUUUUACACUCUCAAGUGUUCUUAGUGCCUGUGCUCAAAUGGGGGCUUUGGAUCAAGGAAGGUUGGUUCAUCAAUACAUUGAGUGUAAUAAGAUAAAUAUGAAUGUAACGUUAGGGACUGCAUUGGUGGAUAUGUAUGCAAAAUGUGGGAGUAUUGAUGAAGCUUUAAGGGUGUUUGAAAACAUGCCAGUUAAGAACGUGUACACUUGGACAGUGAUAAUUAAUGGUUUGGCUGUGCAUGGGGAUGCGUUAGGAGCAUUGAAUAUCUUCUGUUGCAUGUUAAAAAGUGGUAUUCAACCCAAUGAAGUUACCUUUGUCGGUGUUCUUGCUGCAUGUUCUCAUGGAGGUUUUGUAGAGGAAGGGAAAAGGUUAUUUGAAUUGAUGAAACAUGCUUAUCAUUUGAAGCCAGAGAUGGACCAUUAUGGUUGCAUGGUUGAUAUGCUUGGUCGAGCAGGGUAUUUGGAAGAUGCCAAGCAAAUUAUUGAUAAUAUGCCAAUGAAGCCUAGCCCUGGUGUAUUGGGGGCUUUAUUUGGUGCCUGCUUGGUCCACAAAGCUUUUGAAAUGGGUGAACAUAUAGGGAAUUUAUUGGUAAAUCAGCAGCCAAACCAUAGUGGUAGUUAUGCACUUCUGGCUAACUUGUAUAAAAUGUGUCAAAACUGGGAAGCAGCUGCUCAGGUCAGGAAGCUCAUGAAAGGAUUACGAGUGGUAAAGGCUCCAGGAUAUAGUCGGAUAGAGGUGGAUGGUUUUAAUUCAUGAGUUUAAGAGUGUGUUUGGGUGGGGAGUUAUAGGGGGAAAGGGAAGGUAUCUAGACAUGUUUUCUCAACAUUUGGGAGAUACUUAAAAAGAGGGGAAUGGUUUGGGGACUUUUAAUCAGCCCUCCUCUUAAUCAUUUUGACUUUCCCCAAAUUAGGAGGGAGGUUUAGGGGAAAAUAAACCAAAUUACCCAUUAACCCUUGUUCAAGCUGCAAAAGUACAACUUUGUGAUUUAGUGCAAAGACUCAGCCAUGGUAGAAACCCAUUUUUCUCUCAUCACUCUCUCUUGAUCUCUUGGAGGGUUUAUGAAUUUGCAAAUCUGUCAUCACCAUAGAUGCUUGUAAAGAUUUUGCAAAAUUCUUGUUCAGGUCCUUUGUUUGUGCUUCAGCUUUGAAUUGAAGAGAGAAAUUGAGACAGAGGGUGAGAGACACAAAUGCAAAGGAAUGAGGAGCUCGUGAAGCCUUGAAGCUGAUUCCGAUGAAGGCCUGAAACACUAAAUGCGAGAACUAUUCAGUAUUCAAUACAUUGACAAUGAUGUUAAAGAUGCAACUCAAGCAAAUGGAGAAUUGUUACCAUUUUUUGUAACAAUCAAGCACUUAUCUCUGGGCUCUGGCUGUGGAAACAUUGCAAAGUAGAAGUUAUUGUGUAACUUAUAGAGUUAAUAUAAAAUUUGGUACUUUCAAGUGCCAUAUUGUAUUGUUUUUGUUUGUCCUUCAUUUUCCUUCCAUAUCAAGCUCUUAUCUGCGUUGGUCUCACUUUUAGUUGAACUAAAAACUAAAGAUCAUUUAUCGCCUCAUAUCACCGUAUACUAAUAAUAUACUGUAGAAGUGAGUGGCAUGUUACUUUUUGUUGUCUUAUGCUUUAAUGUCAGUAUGGCCAUUUUAGCAA